Molecule: messenger RNA, 986 nt
Organism: Medioppia subpectinata
Lineage: Eukaryota; Metazoa; Arthropoda; Arachnida; Sarcoptiformes; Oppiidae
Source: the annotation of a GenBank genome assembly
AUGUUGUGCUUAACAUCCAAACUGAUCACUACAUCCACACCACUCACUAUCGGUGUCCAAACCCGAGGAAUGGCUACACUUAAAGACAUCAGAAUGCGGCUCAAGUCUGUGACCAACAUCCAGAAGAUCACGCAAUCCAUGAAGAUGGUGUCGGCGGCCAAGUAUGCGAGGGCUGAACGUGACCUGAAGUCCGCCCGGCAAUACGGUCUCGGCGCUCAGGCUUUCUAUACGAAUACGGAUCUAAUCAAGAAGGACGAGGCGCCCAAACCGGGCACUCUUCUCAUCGCCAUCACCUCAGACCGAGGCCUCUGCGGUGGUGUCCACUCGUCGGUCGCCAAGAAGAUCCGGGCAAUCAUGAGGACUGAUCCAAACGCCGCUAAUAUUAGGAUUGUAUGCAUUGGCGACAAAUCAAAGGCUAUGCUCGCACGGCAAUUCCCGCAAAACAUACUAAUGAUGUUCAACGAUAUCGGCAAAAAGGCCCCGCAAUUCGGCGACGCGACCACUAUUGCCAACGCUAUACUCGAGAGCGGACACGAGUUUACCGAAGGAAUCAUAAUCUACAAUAAAUUCAAAACUGUUGUGUCGUAUCUCACGAGCGAACUGCCGGUCUUCGGCGCCAAAACGAUCGGCGCUUCGCCUAAAAUGAAUGUUUACGACAGUAUCGACGACGACGUCCUCAAGUCAUACUACGAGUACUCAUUGGCGUCUCUUAUAUACUAUGCGCUCAAAGAGAACGCCACGAGUGAACAGUCGUCCCGUAUGUCCGCUAUGGACUCCGCCAGUAAAAACGCCGGAGAAAUGAUUGGCAAACUGGCGCUUCAAUUCAACCGCACCCGACAGGCGGUUAUCACUAGAGAGUUGAUUGAGAUUAUAUCGGGUGCGGCCGCUCUCUAAUAUGCACCGGUAUUUUUUGAAUCAAUUAUUUAAAAUGGCUUUUUGAAUGAGUAAAUCAACAAAAAUAAAGUUUUAUUUAAUUUCUCUUUCAA